AUGGACCGCCGUGUACGAGAGAUUCCCCCGCCCGCCACAUCCAACCGUGCCUCAUUCGAUGGCCAAUGGGAUGCUGGACAUGGCUUACUCGCUCGUCUUCUUCAGCUGGAUGCUGUCCCUGACCCGCUGAGGCUGACCAGUGAACUUUUGAAGCGGCAAGUCAUGCUGUAUGUGGCCCAGGAAAUCACUGGCCGCCAAUCGAAUCCAUCGCACAAUGGGUCAAUGGCACAUGUAACGGAUGGACAUCCAGGCAAAGUCACUCAGCAUCCCGCCAACAGUCGGUCGGCAGUGCUAUUUCUUCAUCAAAUGGCCAUUCGACGAGAGAUCCUCGUGCCCGAUGAUGUCUGCCCAACGAGCGGCUCAUUGGACAUUCGAUAG
Molecule: messenger RNA, 378 nt
Organism: Penicillium diatomitis
Lineage: Eukaryota; Fungi; Ascomycota; Eurotiomycetes; Eurotiales; Aspergillaceae
Exons: 2
Coding region: 1-378 (125 amino acids)
Source: RefSeq, a predicted model, not a curated record